GCUUCCGGUGUGGCUUGAAAUCGACUAGUUGGUGUUUUAAAAAAGCUGACAGGGAAGCUAGCGUUGUUGCUCGAAGCUGCUCGAGUUAGCAAAGUGCGAGGCCGUCUGUGGUGGUUUCUUGCCGUAAAGUAACUCGCUACUGCUAGUUAAGAACGAAACGAGUUCACAGAGGUUGGACUGCCCGCGAGUGUUCGCUUAAUGUCACUUGUGGUGACGUUGUGAGCUGUGCAGAAGUUGGAAAUGUCACUCCCGAUAUGUGGUUCACCGUCAUUUCUUUUCCGACUUGAAAUGUAGACGCAUUUUUUCAUGUGUGCCCUGGACCAAUCCCCACUGAAGGUUAUGUUCAGUGCUAGGUACACUGCAAAAUCUUUGAUGGACUGUUGGAUGUUAGCUGGGGGAAUAACCACGCCCCCUCCCACUCUUCUGAGACAGUGAUUGUGGAGUCCUGACAUCCUGGUGACACAUUGCGUGGUUGGUGUGGAGGAGGGAUGAUAAUGCUCCAAAUAGUCUUCGUGUGGCAAUGAGUUUCCUGGGGGGUUUGUUCGGGCCGGUGUGCGAGAUUGAUGUCCUGCUCAACGAUGCCGAGAGCCGGAAGACUGCUGAACUCAAGACAGAAGAUGGAAAGAUGGAGAAACAUUAUAUGUUCUAUGACGGAGAGUCUGUAUCUGGGAAGGUGAAUCUAAAUGUCAAGCAGGGAGGAAAACGACUGGAGCACCAGGGCAUCCGCAUUGAGUUUGUUGGACAGAUCGAGCUCUUCUCGGACAAAAGCAACACCCACGAGUUUGUGGAUCUGGUGAAAGAGUUGGCGUUGCCGGGAGAGCUCACCCAGAAUAGAAGCUACGACUUUGAGUUCAUGCAGGUGGAGAAGCCCUACGAGUCGUAUACUGGCGCCAACGUCAGGCUAAGGUAUUUUCUCAGGGUGACGAUAGUUCGUCGAUUGUCAGAUCUGGUGAAGGAGUAUGAGCUGAUUGUCCACCAGCUGGCCACCUACCCAGACGUCAACAACUCAAUCAAGAUGGAGGUCGGCAUAGAAGACUGCCUUCACAUCGAGUUUGAAUACAAUAAAUCCAAGUACCACCUAAAGGACGUCAUCGUUGGGAAGAUUUACUUCCUGCUGGUCAGGAUCAAGAUCCAACACAUGGAGCUGCAGCUCAUCAAGAAGGAGAUAACAGGCAUAGGUCCGAGUACGACCACAGAGACGGAUACAGUGGCCAAGUAUGAGAUUAUGGAUGGAGCACCGGUUAAAGGCGAAUCUAUUCCCAUCAGACUCUUUCUAGCAGGGUAUGACUUGACAACCACCAUGCGGGACGUCAACAAGAAGUUCUCUGUACGCUACUUCCUGAAUCUGGUGUUAGUGGAUGAAGAAGAUAGAAGAUACUUUAAGCAGCAGGAGAUUGUUUUGUGGAGGAAAGCCCCAGAGAAGAUUAGAAAACGAAACUUCCACCAGCGUUACGAGUCUCCUGAUUCCCAAACUCAGCCUGUUAAUGCGGAGCAGCCGGAGAUGUGAGGGCAAGCGAGGCCAUGAACUGAAAACAAACGUACAGAUACACACAAGCGUAUUCUUCACUGCUGAGCAGACAGAGGUGUGACAGCUGCCCCACUCUCUGCCUGGGCUGUAUUCAUGAAUACACACACGAUGACAUCUUCCUCACCUCAGCCUCAAGCGUAAGCGGUCCUUCUGAGGGCAUACCACCACACUCUCAUUUGGACACGCGCACUUUCUGCUGACAUGACAAGGACAAAGAAGCCGGCCACUACGUACACCUUUGCUAACAGGAUUUUUUUCCGCUUGGGUGCACACAUACACUGUACUUUCUUACAAUAUUUGUUUGCACCCACAAUGACACUUCAGCACUCUUGUUCAGCCAUCUUGUCGGGGGACACUCUCUCUAGUAUAUUUUGUAAAAAGCUGCUCUUACUUCGGAGAUGUCGCCUAUGUUUGGAACUGAGAAACAAAUGCUCAUCGUUGAUUUCUAGUCCUGUAUUUUGUUUCCACAUUGUAGACCUCAAUGUUCUGUCUGAUCACAGUUCUUUAUAGAUAAAUUAAAUUACAAGGCUUCAAAGGCAUUUGAUGCAGUUUUUAGUUGGUUUGUCUGGAGUUAUUUCUCAGUAGCCACAGAUUAUGAAUGUCCAUUAGUAAUUUGUUGGACAUUUUUUAUCUGCAUCUGCUCAUACUGUAGACAUACCGGUUUGUGGGUAUGAUGUUUUCAGUUAAAUCAUUCAAUGUAAAAGUUCUGCUGAAGUCUACUGUUGCAAGCACUGCUCAUCACCUAUAAAUCCACAGCUGUGUUUCACUGUGACAUUUAAAUGGUUAUAUGAUGUCAGUAAACCCAUGUGAUGGGAUAUUAGCUCAUAAGCUCUGUGUUGCACUUUUUGUCAUUAAAAAGGUGCUAAAAUGGCCACUUUAAAUCAGUUGUCAUUUAUAUACUGUUAUGUGUUUUAAUUGGAAUUGUUUUUGUCUCUUUCAUGUGUAAAUCAUGACUCCACGAGUUUCAUAAACACUCAUGUCCACCGUUGAUCUUAUGUUUCUUCACUUAACAGUUGAAUGUGCAUUACUUAUGUGCAAGAAACAGAAUUAUUUUUUUCUUGCUGCCAGACUCCAUUUGUCUUUCUAAUCAUGUUGGCUGUUUGGGCUUAAAAACUGCACAGGUCAAGAAAACAAAACGUUUCUCCCUUAUUUGCAUGUUUCAGUUUGUGUGUAUAUGUUCAGUAUGUACAUUAAAUCCUUAAACACUGAAAAUGAAUCCUUAAUAAAGCCAAUUUAUAUUGACAAUA
Molecule: messenger RNA, 2775 nt
Organism: Phyllopteryx taeniolatus (common seadragon)
Lineage: Eukaryota; Metazoa; Chordata; Actinopteri; Syngnathiformes; Syngnathidae
Gene: vps26a
Product: VPS26, retromer complex component A
Exons: 9
Coding region: 521-1507 (328 amino acids)
Biological process (GO): intracellular protein transport; retrograde transport, endosome to Golgi
Cellular component (GO): retromer complex; endosome
Source: RefSeq, a predicted model, not a curated record